Molecule: messenger RNA, 2112 nt
Organism: Magnolia sinica
Lineage: Eukaryota; Viridiplantae; Streptophyta; Magnoliopsida; Magnoliales; Magnoliaceae
Product: glutamyl-tRNA(Gln) amidotransferase subunit A, chloroplastic/mitochondrial
Exons: 10
Coding region: 100-1773 (557 amino acids)
Biological process (GO): translation
Cellular component (GO): glutamyl-tRNA(Gln) amidotransferase complex
Molecular function (GO): glutaminyl-tRNA synthase (glutamine-hydrolyzing) activity
Source: RefSeq, a predicted model, not a curated record
CCCCGAUUACAAACCUGUGGAAGAAACGAAGCUCUUCGUCCAUUCCAGCUCCUCUCAAGCCGAGAGAGAGAGAGAGAGAGAGAGAGGGAGGGAGGGAGAAUGCCGUCCCCCAUUCAAAACCCCCGUCUCCUUCUCACCCACUGCCGUUUCCCACUCCAGUUCCCGCCAAAACUCCAAAACCUCCCUCCAAAUUCCCGCCAUUUUCACCGCUCCAACCUCUCCCUUUCAUCUCAGCAGCUCGUCUCAGAUCCCCAAACCCUAACUCCUCCCUCCCCUCCCUCCUCUCAAAUACUCACCGUCCGAGAAUCCCUCCUCUCCCGCCAAAAGAAGGCCGUCGAGAUCGCUGAAGGUUACCUGACCCGGCUGCGGCAGACUGAGCCCCACAUCCGGAGCUUCCUCCACGUGGCGGAGGAUGCCGUGAUGCGGGAAGCGGAGGCCGUCGAUCAGAAGAUUGAGCGCGGCGAGGAAUUAGGGCCGUUGGCAGGAGUCUUGGUCGGCGUGAAGGAUAAUAUAUGUACGGUGGACAUGCCGUCGACUGGUGGGUCCAGGAUUCUCGAGGGGUAUCAGCCAGCAUUUGACGCGACAGCAGUGAGGAGAGUGAGGGAUUGCGGGGGAAUUGUCGUUGGGAAGACGAAUUUGGAUGAAUUUGGGAUGGGGAGCACCACCGAAGCCUCUGGUUUUCAGGUAACUGCUAACCCUUGGGACAUUUCUCGGGUCCCUGGAGGAUCAUCAGGGGGCUCUGCCGCAGCUGUCUCUGCAAGGCAAUGUGUGGUAUCUUUGGGAAGUGACACUGGUGGCAGUGUCAGGCAGCCAGCAUCUUUCUGUGGUGUUGUGGGAAUGAAGCCAACCUAUGGGCGUGUCUCUCGCUUUGGACUCAUGGCAUAUGCAUCAUCAUUGGAUGUCAUUGGAUGCUUCAGUUCAUCAGUCAUCGACACUGCGAUUCUUCUUGGUGCAUUUUCUGGUCAUGAUAGACUUGACGCUACCAGCAGUCAGCAUGAGGUUCCUGACUAUGCAUCUCAGCUUAAAUCUGCUGAACUGUUGGAGUCUAAACCUUUGAAGGGUCUGAGGGUCGGGUUGAUUCAUGAAACUCUUGGAGAUGGUGUUGAUGGGGGAGUAAUAUCCUCUAUUAAAGCUGCUGCUUCACACUUUGAAGAACUUGGAUCUGUCGUGACAGAGGUAUCACUCCCUUCUUUUUCUCUUGGGUUACCAGCCUACUAUAUUCUAGCUUCAUCUGAGUCUUCUUCUAAUUUAUCACGUUAUGAUGGUGUAAGAUAUGGAAAACAAGUUGCAGUAGAUGAACUAAGUUCUCUCUAUGGAGAUUCUCGAGCUAAUGGUUUUGGUCCUGAGGUCAAGAUGAGAAUUUUAAUGGGAACUUAUGCUCUUUCUGCUGGAUAUUAUGAUGCAUAUUACAAACGUGCCCAGCAGGUGAGGACCUUGGUUCAGAAAAGCUUCAAGGCAGCAUUGGAUGAAAAUGACAUCCUCAUUUCACCUGCUGCACCAUCAGCGGCUUAUAAGAUAGGUGAAAAGACAAAUGAUCCUCUGGCAAUGUAUGCAGGCGACAUCAUGACUGUGAAUGUUAACUUGGCUGGACUGCCUGCACUGGUGCUGCCAUGUGGAUUGAUUGAAGGUGGACCUGCCGGCCUUCCUGUUGGACUUCAAAUGAUUGGUGCUGCCUUCGAUGAGGCAAAAUUGCUAAGGGUGGGGCAUAUCUUUGAGCAGACUCUACAAGUUUAUCGGUUCGUUCCGCCAUUGUUAGGAGAUGACAGAUCAUGACAACAUUGAUCUCAUCAAUGUCACAAGAAGCUGAAGAUCUUUUGAGGUAUUGAAAAUGGCAUUUUGAGGAAAAUUUUGGACAAAGGUCUACGGCCAGCGGCCAUUUUGAGAACAGGUUCAAUUUGCCAUUUUGAUCGGAUCGCAUAGCUUAAAACUAUAAUCAUAUGAACAAGUUUUGUUAUUCCCAUUUAAAACUGGCCAGAUGGGCUGCCACGUAGAGAUGGUGCAAAUUCCGUCUUGUGGCUGUGCGUCCAGCAUCUAACUGUUGUUUGGCUUUUCUUUUAGAUGGCCUGUUUCCUUUCCUUUCCUCUGAAAUCAAGUCACAUGUUGGGAAGCUGA